Fukomys damarensis (Damara mole-rat) is the source of this 648-nucleotide messenger RNA. RefSeq names its product basic transcription factor 3 (gene Btf3). The transcript is spliced from 6 exons. Gene Ontology annotation, cellular component: cytosol; nascent polypeptide-associated complex. The record is from RefSeq and is a predicted model, not a curated record. Bases 127 to 615 code for a protein of 162 amino acids. Lineage: Eukaryota; Metazoa; Chordata; Mammalia; Rodentia; Bathyergidae.
UUCCGGCCUUCCUCUAGCUGCCAUCUUGCGUCCCCGCGUGUGUUCUCCUAAUUUCAGUUGGUCUACCCGAGACCUCCUGAGCGCCAGCCCUAGUCCCCCGCGCUGCCCCAUAACCGCUCCGACAAGAUGAAAGAAACUAUCAUGAACCAGGAAAAACUCGCCAAACUGCAGGCACAAGUGCGCAUUGGUGGAAAAGGGACUGCUCGCAGGAAGAAGAAGGUGGUUCAUAGAACAGCUACAGCAGAUGAUAAAAAACUUCAAUUCUCAUUAAAGAAGUUAGGGGUAAACAAUAUCUCUGGUAUUGAAGAGGUGAAUAUGUUUACAAACCAAGGAACAGUGAUUCACUUCAACAACCCAAAAGUUCAGGCAUCUCUGGCAGCAAACACUUUCACCAUUACAGGCCAUGCUGAGACAAAACAGCUGACAGAAAUGCUACCCAGUAUCUUGAACCAGCUCGGUGCAGACAGUCUGACUAGUUUAAGGAGACUGGCUGAAGCUCUGCCCAAACAAUCUGUGGAUGGAAAAGCACCACUUGCUACUGGAGAGGAUGAUGAUGAUGAAGUUCCAGAUCUUGUGGAGAAUUUUGAUGAGGCUUCUAAGAAUGAGUCAAACUGAAUUGAGUCAGCUUCUGAAGAAGAUAAAACUUGG